Messenger RNA from Eremothecium sinecaudum, 381 nucleotides. It is a transcript of the gene RIM1, whose product is annotated as Rim1p. The transcript is spliced from 3 exons. NCBI's taxonomy places the organism in Eukaryota, Fungi, Ascomycota, Saccharomycetes, Saccharomycetales, Saccharomycetaceae. The coding region runs from base 1 to 381 and encodes 126 amino acids. The record is from RefSeq and is a predicted model, not a curated record. Gene Ontology annotation, molecular function: single-stranded DNA binding. Gene Ontology annotation, biological process: DNA replication.
AUGUUACGUCAAGUUCGUCAAUUACACUCUACUGCUAGAAACUUAAAUUUCGCCAAAUUUUCCAUUGUUGGUAGAAUUGGAAGUGAUUUCGCUGAACAUACUAGCCCAAACAAUGUAAGAUACUUGAAAUACUCAAUUGCUUCUCAACCAAGAAAAGAUGCACCAACAAAUUGGUUUAAUUUGACUGUCUUUAACGAUAAUCAGAUUAAUUUUUUGACUCAAUAUGUCAGAAAGGGUGCUCUCGUUUAUGUUGAGGCAGAUGCUACUAAUAGAAUGAUCGACCGUGACGACGGUAGUAGAGGCUAUUAUUUAUCCUUGGUACAAAAGGACCUUCAAUUGAUUAAAAAUGGUAAGCAUCCAGAUGGCGAGGAAGGUAUUUAG